AGUUGAGCUCUCAUCUCUUUCCCCACUUCGACGUUACUACUUUUCUCUCUGCCCCUUUGCACUUCCAUCAAUUUCCGGUGGGUGCCGGCUGGUGUUGGUGUGGUGCUCGCUCGCGAAAACAAAAGCACCAUCUCGCCCCCACAGAACAAAAUCCCCAACUCCACACUCCGAUCCCCCGAAACCCUAGCUCCCAAUCCCCGCGGUUCCUCCAGACCACCCGCCCUCGCUAAGAUUCCCUCCGUCUCCGAAGAUGCCUCCGCCCCGCGCGGCCUAGGGCUGCGCUCCGGUGUUGCGCGGCGCUGUGCCCAUGGAGCCGCGCGUUGGCAACAAGUACCGCCUCGGGCGCAAGCUCGGGAGCGGCUCGUUCGGGGAGAUAUACCUCGGUACCAACGUGCAGACCAACGAGGAGGUAGCGAUUAAGCUGGAAAGUGUGAAGACAAAACAUCCUCAGUUAUUGUAUGAGUCAAAGCUGUAUAGGAUACUGCAGGGUGGAACUGGAAUUCCAAACGUCAAGUGGUUUGGUGUUGAGGGUGACUACAAUGUUCUUGUUAUGGACCUCUUGGGGCCAAGCCUUGAAGACCUUUUCAGCUUUUGCAACAGAAAACUGUCCCUGAAGACUGUUUUGAUGCUUGCUGAUCAGAUGAUCAACCGAGUUGAAUAUGUUCAUAUAAAGUCCUUUUUGCACCGAGAUAUUAAGCCAGACAAUUUUCUCAUGGGCCUUGGAAAGAGAGCAAAUCAGGUAUACAUGAUUGAUUUUGGACUGGCAAAGAAAUACAUGGACACUUCAACACACCAGCACAUUCCAUACAGAGAGAACAAAAAUUUGACUGGGACAGCACGAUAUGCGAGUGUAAACACCCAUCUCGGAAUUGAACAAAGCAGGAGGGAUGACUUGGAAUCUCUUGGAUAUGUACUCAUGUACUUCUUAAAAGGAAGCCUUCCAUGGCAGGGCCUAAAAGCUGGGACCAAGAAGCAGAAAUAUGAGAAAAUUAGCGAAAGGAAGAUUGCUACUUCAAUUGAGGCUCUCUGUCGUGGAUACCCCACUGAAUUUGUAUCCUACUUCCACUACUGUCGUUCGCUACGUUUUGAAGAUGUGCCUGACUAUCAGUACCUGAAGAGAUUGUUCAGAGACCUUUUCAUUCGAGAGGGAUUUCAGUUUGAUUAUGUUUUCGACUGGACCAUUCUUAAGUACCAGCAGUCACAGAUGACCAGUGUUCAACCACGUGCUAUAGCUGCAGCAGCAGGUCAAAGCUCUGGGAUGGCUCCAAUUGCAAAUAAUAAUAGACUGUCAGCCACUGAAGAGAGAAGGAGAAGUGGGUGGUCAGAUGAUCCUUUACGACGUCAGGCUCCACCUGCGGGAAUAAAUGCAGGCAGCUUGUCAAAGCAGAAAUCCCCAGUUAGACAAGAGCUGUCCACAUCAAAAGAUGCAGUGUUCCCCAGUUCGACUUUUUUGGGUCGGUCAAGCGGAUCCUUGAGGCGUCCUGCUGUUUCUAGUAGCCGAGAACUGCAAACCAGUGAAGCUGAACCAUCACGCAGUUGUACGCCAGAUGCAAGCCCAGGGGCAUUCCAAAGAAAUGCUCCCGCAAGUAGGACCUCACAGAUGCUUGAUUCCUCGGACCCCAGACAUUCAUCGUCUGGCAGGCUCAUGUCUAACACUAAGAACUACGAGUCCACUUUAAGGGGCAUCAAAGGCCUAAAUUUUGAUGCCAAUGAUAGGAUCCACUACUAGUACCUUCUGGAUCCGUGGACAUGCAUGUAUAAUCUAUGAUCUCUUGAAGUCCAGAUGGGGGAGCAAGGACGUACUUUCCGAGCUACUCUCCUAUGCUGUGUUGGAGCAGUAAGGCCGCCUGCUGAUCCAAAAGCACUGGAGGCUGGUUGGCAAAAUUAAGGGUUUUCUGUGUUCUCGAGUAGCCAUGACCUCAGAAAGGUGCCAUGGCUAUGUUUUAGGCUCUGUACAGGUUUCUGAUUUGUUCUAUUGUGCUUUGAGAUUCUGCUUUAGUAUUUUCCACGUUAUAUCACAUUUCGACCAGUCAGCUGGGUCGUGCAUUGUGUGCUCAUUUCUGAAUGCAAUGUCUGUUUGUGAAAGCUUGGAAAUUGUAAGUAACCUAAGGUGAUUAUUAUUCAAAUAUUUGGGGGAGUCGUGUGCUUGUAGGUUUUGUGCUCUUUGUGUGUCUAAUAAAACGUGGAGCAAAAGGAUGCAAUGCCUA
Molecule: messenger RNA, 2207 nt
Organism: Phragmites australis (common reed)
Lineage: Eukaryota; Viridiplantae; Streptophyta; Magnoliopsida; Poales; Poaceae
Exons: 14
Coding region: 308-1729 (473 amino acids)
Biological process (GO): peptidyl-serine phosphorylation; signal transduction; endocytosis
Cellular component (GO): nucleus; cytoplasm
Molecular function (GO): protein serine/threonine kinase activity; ATP binding
Source: RefSeq, a predicted model, not a curated record